Molecule: messenger RNA, 3971 nt
Organism: Pygocentrus nattereri (red-bellied piranha)
Lineage: Eukaryota; Metazoa; Chordata; Actinopteri; Characiformes; Serrasalmidae
Gene: mul2
Product: mitochondrial E3 ubiquitin protein ligase 1a
Exons: 5
Coding region: 162-1187 (341 amino acids)
Biological process (GO): organelle organization; protein ubiquitination
Molecular function (GO): ubiquitin-protein transferase activity
Source: RefSeq, a predicted model, not a curated record
CUUCUCUUUCUGCCUCCCGCCAUUUUCGCUGACAGACUGGAGCAGCGUGGCAGCAGCUCCUCUACUCGCACCGUCUGACUGACGAGAGUAUGGCAGGCCACCAAAGCCAGAACAUGAAAGCUCAGGAUCCAGCGUGAGGACUAACAGAGAGGAAAAAGAAGAUGGAGGAAUUUCCCAUUGGGACGUUGCAGGCAGUGUGUUUAGGUUCCAGUAUUGCUCUCUCUGGUCUGUUCUAUUAUGUCUACAGGAAGAAACGCAAAACUGUGGACAAACUUAAUGAUGCUCCUCAGAUAGCUUUAAACAAGAACCUAGUAGAUCUUCUGAAUGUCACACCAGGAAAGUGUCUACAGUAUGUGGUUAUUGAAGGUACCGUGCAGCCUGUAAGGGAGCCGUUGAGGAGUCAGUUUCAGGAAGGAAGUGUUGGUGUAAUACAGAAACUUGUUCUUCGGGAGCACAAACUGGUGUGGAACAGCCUCGCACGCACCUGGACAGACCGCGAGCGUGUACUGCACCAGCGUGUGAAUGCUGUGCCCUUUAACCUGAUAGGUGGAGAUGGGGCGAGUGUACGUGUGCUUUGCCCCCUAGAGGCCACGGGCCCCGAGAUGGAGACUGUCCACGAGAAGUUCCACCAAGCCAGCUAUGGCUUCACCGACCUGUUGGGCCAGUACCUGAGUGGAGAGAAGCCCAAAGGCCAGCUGGAGACAGAGGAGAUGCUAAAGGUGGGGGCCUCGGUGACAGCUGUGGGUGAGCUCAUUCUGGACACAGACAGGCUGCUUAAGCUCCGCCCACCAACCGACGGUUCAGAGUUCUUUCUGAGCACGGGGGACUUUGAGAGUUUGCGGCUGGGGCAGGAGGGACAGGCGGGCAGCUGGAGGGCGCUGGCCUGCGUGUGUGCAUUAGUGGGCGUGGCUGUCCUGCUGUGGGUGGGUCGUCGCUACUACAAGGAGAUGGAGAGCAAACGAAAGAGGGAGAGAGAGAGAAUGGAAUUUGAACAGAUGUGGGAACGGGACAGGGAGGAAGACACAGAGAACCUGUGUGUGAUCUGCCUGAGCAGUCCGAGAGGGUGUGUGCUGCUGAAUUGCGGACACGUCUGCUGCUGUUACAGCUGCUACCAGGCCCUGCCUCAGCCCACCUGCCCUGUGUGCAGGCAGAUGAUCAGCAGAGUUGUGCCCCUCUACCAGGCAUGAGAGAGAAGAUACAUAUUUAAAAAAAAAACAAACAAAAAAAAAACAUACAUAUGUAUGUAUGUGUGUGUGUGUGUGUGUGUGUGUGUGUGUGUGUGUGUGUGUGUGUAGGUGAGGUAAUGUUAUUUUGCUACAGGACAUCUGUAAUGUAUAUGACUGAUUUGCAUAUAAUAAGGAAUGUUAAAUUGUAAAUUACAGAGGUGGGAGUGGCUACUUGAUUUACAUAUUGCCAUUAAACUAAUCUAAUCAUAAUCCAGCUAGCUAUUUAAAAGGGAAAUUCCACAGAUUUAUCAUAAUUUCUGCAUAAUUCAAUAUUUGAGAUAUAAACAAAGUCAUUCAGAGUGGUUGGAUGUAAAAUGCUGCAUUCUAGAGAAAAUUACUUACACAGAUUUCUUUACAGUGGUGGGGAUAGGAUCCGGGGGUUGCCACGACUACAACACAAAUAUAGCCUUUUUAUUUAAUAUCCACCACCAGUGAACCUGUGUCCUUUAAGUUUUAUGUGUAAUUUUGCCUUUGUGUCCCUCUCCACCACGAAUAGAUUUUUGGUGGAGGAAUUAAAUGCUUUAGAUAUGUUUCCCAUCAUCACCACUGUGAACAAUUCUGUCUCUUAAAUUUUUUUCACAUCAAAUUUCACAUCAAGCCACUCUGAAUGGCUCUGUUUAUAUCUUAAUCAUUGAAUUAUCUUUAGCAUCAAGUGCUGCAUUGCCAUCACCUCAGGAAUUUUCAGCCAACAGUCAACAUCAGCGAAUGAAAUCAAACAUGUUUUCUUUUAACAUAUUUUUUUGUUCGGAGAGGUACGCUUGAGGCAGGAUAAUACAUUUAAUUUGGGCCACAGAGAAUACAAAUAAAUGCUUCAUUGAGUGCCUCCAUACUUACAAAAAAUCCUUUUCCACAAAAUAUGAUGUGGCAAUUUUUACAUAAUUAUUACCUGGAGUACUGUUUGUUUUGUAGUAGGCAGCUGUAGUUGCCCAUUGGUAAUAAUUACACUACCCCACCUGCCCAUAUAAAACUAAUCUCUUCCAAUUCCUUAGUAUGUAAGAGUGGUUUUCUUUGACAAGGUUGAGUGAGAGAGACAAUUAGAGGAGAGGAAAUGACAGAAAAGUGGCUCUUUUAGAGUAGUGUUUGUUAAUCCUCCUGCUGGAAACGUCCUGCUCUGCAUAGUUUUAACUAUUCCUUGCCUCAACGCACCUGAUCCAUCACUGAUCGGCUUUGUCCUAGCAACUGAAACUUUGGCGUUAGCAUCUCCAAACUUGGACAGAUAGAAGUGUCAACUCCUGGAUGGGGCUGUGACAAAUUCACUUUUCCAAAAUGGAAAUGGAAACAUCAGUGUCACUGUUUGCCUAAUUUUGCAGAGCAAAUUAUAUUUCUUUGAAGAUGUUCUGCUUAUUUGUUGGAAUAUUUGGUUAUGUAAACAACAUAAUGAGAUAUGUAUAGCUUUUAUGUGAAAAAAUAGUGUCCGAAUAUAUUUAGCAUUUUUAAUGUUUAUUCGAACAGAUUGCAUUCGGUGUGCCUUAAGCGACAGGAUUAAGAAACACUGUUGUAGGGCAUAGAUUUACCCAAUAAAUUGUUCAUCAGUCAUUACUGUAUUAUUGGCCUUUCGGAUAUUUACAGUGCAGGAGACUGCAAGAUGCAUGUCUUUAACAAAUUGCAUAUAUUUCAUGUGUGCUAUGAGCAUUCUGACAAGUGCUUCCCUAGGAGCACAGUCGUUAUACUGACCUAACCAUGAAAUUGCCUCAAUUCUCCCUACAAACUCAUUGGUAGAGUAAUAAUUUGACAAUAGAAUUGUGAAAAAAUUAUUGAACAUCACAAAAACUAGCCUAUCCCUAAUUGUGCGUGUAGUGCAUUAUUUUGGCUUGUCCAUCAGGGUGCACAUGGCCGUUUGCCUCCCUGUUAGACUUUAGGUAUAGAAGUCUUUAUUUUAUGGUUUAUGUUGUGCACUAAAUAGCUAGAAGGCAGCCAGUUGAGAUUAAGCAAAUAGGAUGGAAUAAGAAAAAAGAAAGUAAGGAUUAAAGAGAGGCAGGGCCAAGACAAUGGAUUGAAUGGCACACUCUUGCGAAUGCUAACUCUACACUAUCAGAACACUAUAAAUUGUUUUGGAUGUUUCCUUAGACAAACAUGUCUGAGGCUGUUCUGCAUGGCAUACAGAGAACCUCUUUACAUGACAACACGAGUUACCAAUGCAAUACCAAAACCUGAUACUGAGCCAGAUGCAAAACAGCAAUAGCAAUAUAUAUAUGCCUACAUGCAUAUAACCUUUGAAGCUAAUGACAUGUAUGUCAAAAAGACAUUCUGAUUUCUGAAAAAGUAAAAAACUUGGAAUGCAAGAAACCUUCAGAGUAUUUGACUUGUUUUUUUAUAUAAGGUGACCUAAAUUUGUAGUGUACUGUGCAUGUUUCAUUAUUUAAUUUCCAAUCAACACUGCCAUUUAGUACAAGUUAUUCAUUUUUCAAAAAGAAUUUCUUAGGAGAUUAGAUGUAAUAUUGCAUAAGCAAAAUAAGUGGGGAAAAGCAGUAGUUUUCAAAAAAGAUGCAGAGCAAAAUGCAACAAACUUUUAAGACUGAACUUUGGAUAUAAAAAAUAUCCUGUCAGAUUUAUUUUUAAAAACUGAAGUUUUUAAGUCUCCUGAAAAGAACAGCAGCUGUAAUAAAGGUAAAGCCAAAGGAAAGGAAAAUGUGUUACUCUUGUAAGUUGUUGAGACUUCUGUAUGAUUUUCUGCUUAAUUUCUCCUGCUUUUUUCCUGAUGCUGAAGAAUAAAUGACUUGAUGGCUGUUUUGACUGGAAAUUGAA